Messenger RNA from Lachancea sp. 'fantastica', 690 nucleotides. The record is from the annotation of a GenBank genome assembly. NCBI's taxonomy places the organism in Eukaryota, Fungi, Ascomycota, Saccharomycetes, Saccharomycetales, Saccharomycetaceae.
AUGAGUUUUCAAAGGGGCCGGAAAGAUGGCAAUUCGUUCACAAAGAAUCUCCCAUUUGGAUUGAAUUAUAGCGAUGUUGGGGCCACGGAAAGCGGGGAACUUCCGUCUAUACCAAUGCCCGUGAACGGUCUCAUCAUGCCCCGGGAACGUGCAACAGCAAUUCAAUACAUGAACCUUGUCACAGCGGUGCGGGAAGGCCCAUUUUACACAGGGUCCAUGCACCUUUCUGUAGAUGGACAGGGCAAAGACCGGAAACUUGUGGAUGAAGACGGUAUAAAUGACGGUGUGGAGCGUUAUUCGGAUAGGUAUCUGAAAAAGCGACGUAUUGGGGUCUCGAUAGACGAGCAUCCCUUCCAUCUGGAGUUUUUCCCAGAUGAGCUUUUCCAAGUGAUGGGUAUCAAUAAGAAAAAACUACUAGCGAUUUCGCAGCUCAACAAGCGCACAGACGUUUUCACAGGUUCUGGGGGUCCAGAUGAAGAUGCAGUUGGUUUGUCGAUGCUUGAAAAACUCAAAAAUCUAGCAGACGACGAAGACGACACUGCAAAUGUAGAGAAUAAGGAAGAACCUGAGGAUGUGGAUGACGAAUUUGACAGUGACGAGGACGAAGAUUACAACGCCGAAAAGUACUUCGACGAUGGAGACGACGAUGCGGGCGAAGAAGAUGAUUAUGGUGACGAGCCAGCAUUUUAG